Molecule: messenger RNA, 1900 nt
Organism: Trematomus bernacchii (emerald rockcod)
Lineage: Eukaryota; Metazoa; Chordata; Actinopteri; Perciformes; Nototheniidae
Product: C-type lectin domain family 4 member M-like
Exons: 23
Coding region: 1-1608 (535 amino acids)
Biological process (GO): biological process involved in interspecies interaction between organisms
Cellular component (GO): external side of plasma membrane
Molecular function (GO): D-mannose binding; fucose binding
Source: RefSeq, a predicted model, not a curated record
AUGUAUCACUGUACAUCAGGUUCAGAGCAAAACUCCCUGACUGAAGAGCGAGACGAGUUGAAGAGAAUCAACCUUGAUCUGGAGGCCAUUGGCAAACACCUGACUGAGGAGAGAGAUGACCUGAAGAGAACUGUGAAGGACUAUGUUUCAGAGCAAAACUCCCUGACUGAAGAGCGAGACGAGUUGAAGAGAAUCAACCUUGAUCUGGAGGCCAUUGGCAAAAACCUGACUGAGGAGAGAGAUGACCUGAAGAGAACUGUGAAGGACUAUGUUUCAGAGCAAAACUCCCUGACUGAAGAGCGAGACGAGUUGAAGAGAAUCAACCUUGAUCUGGAGGCCAUUGGCAAACACCUGACUGAGGAGAGAGAUGACCUGAAGAGAACUGUGAAGGACUAUGUUUCAGAGCAAAACUCCCUGACUGAAGAGCGAGACGAGUUGAAGAGAAUCAACCUUGAUCUGGAGGCCAUUGGCAAAAACCUGACUGAGGAGAGAGAUGACCUGAAGAGAACUGUGAAGGACUAUGUUUCAGAGCAAAACUCCCUGACUGAAGAGCGAGACGAGUUGAAGAGAAUCAACCUUGAUCUGGAGGCCAUUGGCAAAAACCUGACUGAGGAGAGAGAUGACCUGAAGAGAACUGUGAAGGACUAUGUUUCAGAGCAAAACUCCCUGACUGAAGAACGAGACGAGUUGAAGAGAAUCAACCUUGAUCUGGAGGCCAGUAGCAAAAACCUGACUGAGGAGAGAGAUGAGCUGAAGAGAACUGUGAAGGAUGUUUCAGAGCAAAACUCCCUGACUGAAGAGCGAGACGAGUUGAAGAGAAUCAACCUUGAUCUGGAGGCCAGUGGCAAAAACCUGACUGAGGAGAGAGAUGACCUGAAGAGAACUGUGAAGGACUAUGUUUCAGAGCAAAACUCCCUGACUGAAGAGCGAGACGAGUUGAAGAGAAUCAACCUUGAUCUGGAGGCCAUUGGCAAAAACCUGACUGAGGAGAGAGAUGAGCUGAAGAGAGCUGUGAAGGACUAUGUUUCAGAGCAAAACUCCCUGACUGAAGAGCGAGACAACCUGAAGAGAAUCAACCUUGAUCUGGAGGCAAAAUUGAAAAUGACAGUUUCACAGCAAAACUCCCUGACUGAGGAGAGAGACAAGUUGAAGAGAAUCAACCUCGAUAUGGUGGCAACUAACAAAAACCUGUCUGAGGAAAGAGACGAUCUGGGGAGGACUCUGAGAGCCGGGGGAUGGAAGUACUUCAGCGGUAGUCUCUAUACCAUUUCUUCUAUCAAUAAAAACUGGCAAGCGAGUAGGGAUGACUGUCUUCAAAAAGGGGCAGAUCUGGUGAUUGUCAACAGCCAAGAAGAACAGAAAUACAUAACAAGUUUUGGUGAGCGCGUGUGGAUCGGACUCACUGAUCGAGCGACAGAGGGCAGAUGGAAGUGGGUCGAUGGGACUCCGCUGACCACAAGCUACUGGUACCGAGGUGAGCCAAAUGGAAAUUCGAAGCUGGACGAAGACUGCGCACAAAUAUUUCCCGCAAAUGUAGGAGAAGGCUGGCUAGAUUACCAUUGCAGUUAUACUACAAAUCGAUGGAUAUGUGAGAAGAGAUUGCCAUAACUCCACAUCUAUGCACACAAAACGAUGAGGAAAAAAAACAGGAAAAAGUUGCAUUUCUCAUUUUCAGCCUAAAUUAAAAUGUGGAGGUCCAGGUGGGGGAGGGGUUGGACUCUCACGUAGAUAUCUGGAGUCACGUCGUAUCUCAUAUUGGGAGACGACGUGACUCCCAAUAUGAGAGAAGGGGAAGGUGUUUGACUAUGUGUAUAUGUGUGAGUAUGUAGGUGUGUAUAUGUAUGUGUGCAUAUAUGUAUAUCAGUGUAGGUAUGUGUGUGUAUGUAUAUGUGUAUAUGUA